Knipowitschia caucasica is the source of this 360-nucleotide messenger RNA. NCBI's taxonomy places the organism in Eukaryota, Metazoa, Chordata, Actinopteri, Gobiiformes, Gobiidae. The record is from the annotation of a GenBank genome assembly.
AUGAACAUCCUCCGCUCGUCUGUGUCGAGGCUCUGCGGGGUCAUCAGGAUGCAAAGCCCUCCUGCCACAGCCCCCGCCCCCCUCCGUCUCUUCAGCAGCUGCCUCCUGUCCCGACACCCCCGAGCGGGACCGUCCCACUCCGGCCCGCUGAUGUCCCACGCAGAGGGGGCCGCCGCGCUCUUCCCACAGCCUCCCUGGCAAAUCCAACAGCUCCGGACGGCCAAGAGGGGCACGGAGUAUCAGCCCAAGAACAUCAAACGCAAACGCACCCACGGCUGGAUCAAGAGGUGCAGCUCGAGGGGGGGCAUCGAGGUCCUGCUGCGGAGGAUGCUGAAGAGGAGGAAGUCUCUGAGCCACUGA